UUCAUCACAGACACACUGAAGAGAUGGAAACAGGAGCUGAUGGAGAGGACUGUGAUGAAAAUCAGUCAGAUUUGAACUCUGUGAAAAACAUCAAAGAUAGGAGACCACAGACUGAUAAGAAGUCACAUAGUUGCCCUCAGUGUGGUAAAACAUUCAAGAGGAAAUGGCAUCUGAACCAACAUAUUAGAAUCCAUACUGGAGAGAAACCGUUCAGCUGCUCUAAGUGCGGUAAAAGCUUCAAAAGAAAGUCUUGUCUGAUAGAUCACUUGGUAAAUCAUGGAGAAGAGAAACCAUUUAGCUGCUCUGAGUGUGGUAAAAAAUUUGCCCGAAAAAGAAAUAUGACAAUACACAUGCGAGUACACACUGGAGAGAAACCCUUCAGAUGCUCUGAGUGUGGUCAAAGCUUUAACUACAAGUCUGGUCUGACAGCUCAUAUGGCGCGUCAUGGAGGAGUGAAAGCAUUCUGCUGCUCUGAGUGUGGGAAAAGAUUCAAUUUCAAAGGAAAUCUGACUCAGCACAUGUUGGUUCACACAAGAGAGAAACCCUUCAGCUGCUCCGAGUGUGGUAAAAGAUUUACCCAAAAAGGAAGUUUAACUAUACACAUGAGAAUUCACACGGGAGAGAAACUAUUUAACUGCUCAAAAUGUUCCAAAGAAUUUAACCAAAAGACAUCUCUGACCGCUCACAUGGCCCAACACACAGGAGAAAAACUCUUCAGCUGCUCCGAGUGUGAGAAAGGAUUUAACCUCAAAGGCAAUCUGACUAUCCACAUGAGCGUUCACACUAAAGAGAAAAGCCCGAGCUGCUCUCAAUUGGAUAAAAUAUCCAAACUGAAGUCUUGUCCGACACCUCACAUGGCUCAUCACAAAGGAGAGAAAUCCUUCAACUGCAAUGUUUGUGGACAGAGUUUCUUUUUGUGUACUCAGUUAAAAGGACACAGAUGUGUUGGCGAGCAGGCUUCAGAGUCUCAAGAAAACCAAAUGUGGGAAAAAAGAGAGGAAGAUAGUGGAGUUGAUGAAGAAGGCUGUGGAUCACCACAGAAAGCCAGGACCUUAGAACCAGAAAACCAUAAACUACCAGAGACUGAGGUCAAGAUUGAAGACUCUUCUGAAGCUGAGACUGAUGACAGUGAUGACUGGAAGGAGACCAGAGAACAUCAGUCAGGUUCAAACUCUGGGAAAAAACAAAAAGAUAAGAGAACAAAGGCUGAUAAAAAAUCCCAUAGCUGCUCUCAUUGUGGUAAAACUUUCAAAAGGAAAGGACAUCUGACCACACACAUGAUCAUUCACACAGGAGAGAAACCCUACAGCUGCUCUGAGUGUGGUAAACAAUUUCAACGCAAAGGGAGCAUGACCAGACAUAUGAUAAUUCACGCAGGAGAGAAACCCUACAGCUGCUCUGAGUGUGGUAAAAUUUUUAGCCAUAAAGAAAGUAUGUCUGCACACAUGAAAACUCACAGGGAAGAGAAACCAUUCCUCUGCACUCAGUGCGGGAAAGGGUUCAACUACAAGUCUUGUCUGACAGGUCAUAUGGCAUGUCACACAGGAGAGAAACCCUUCGGAUGCUCUGAGUGUGGGAAAAGAUUUAACUUCAAAGGAAACCUGACUCAGCAUUUGUUAGUUCAUGCAGGAGAGAAACCCUUCAGUUGCUCAUACUGCGGUAAAUGUUUUAAACAAAAGUCUUGUCUGACAAUUCACAUGGCACAUCACAGAGGGGAGAAACCCUUCAGCUGCAACUUCUGUAAUCAAAGAUUCUGUUGGCCCUUUCAGCUUAAAAAACACAAGCGUGUAUGUGGUCAGGCUCCAGAGCUUCAUCAAAACGAAGCUGAAGAGAAAAAAGACGACUGGCGGAGACCAGAACAAUCCAGGGACGCAAAUCCAGAGAGACGUCUACACCCAGAGAUCAAGGUGAAGAUGGAAGACUCUUCUGAACCUGAAGACCAGAGGAUCUCAGUCAAGUCUACAGUCUGAAAAACAUGUGGAGUCUCUGUCAGUGAUAUGAGAUGUUCUACUGCUGAGCUUCUCUAUGUGAGCUGACCUUCUCAAGAAACAACAA
Messenger RNA from Labrus bergylta (ballan wrasse), 2055 nucleotides. The record is from RefSeq and is a predicted model, not a curated record. NCBI's taxonomy places the organism in Eukaryota, Metazoa, Chordata, Actinopteri, Labriformes, Labridae.